AUGCAGUUCUCCGCUCUCUCUCUCUCCAUGGUUGUCUGCCUUGUCGCCCUCGUCGCAGCGACUAUGGCCCCCGGUGCUGUCGCGGCUCCGCAUGGAAAUGGCUGUCUGCAAAAUGAUGGCGUAGAUGUAUUCGCGGAGGCAGAGGCCGGGACCGCGUACAUCGAGAACCGGUGCCUUUAG
Messenger RNA from Epithele typhae, 180 nucleotides. RefSeq lists its product as uncharacterized. The transcript is spliced from 2 exons. Bases 1 to 180 code for a protein of 59 amino acids. The record is from RefSeq and is a predicted model, not a curated record. Lineage: Eukaryota; Fungi; Basidiomycota; Agaricomycetes; Polyporales; Epitheliaceae.